AUGGCGUCCAUCACCCGCGCGUUGCGGCCUCUGUGCCGGACUACUCCCUCGUUCCGCAUGGCCGCAAGACGGCCAUUGCCUUCUCAUUUAGCUCGGAGUACCCAUGCGUUCUCUACCACAUCCCGCCGGCGGGAUGUCGACUUGUCCACUCUGACACCGACCCCGAUCACCCUUCUUUCCGAAACAGAGUCAAUGAUGGCCGACACAGUGUCAAAGUUCGCUCAGGAGCAGAUUGGACCUAAGGUCCGAGAUAUGGAUGAGGCGGAAGCCAUGGACCCCGCCAUUGUCGAGCAGCUGUUCGAGCAAGGGUUGAUGAGUAUUGAGGUUCCCGAGGAAUACGGUGGAGCCGGCAUGAACUUCACAUCUGCCAUCGUGGCGAUUGAGGAAUUGGCGAGAAUUGACCCUAGUGUCAGUGUCAUGGUCGACGUCCAUAACACACUCGUGAACACGGCUAUUAUGAAAUACGGUGAUGCCCAGGCGAGACGGACGUGGUUGCCCAAGUUGGCUACCGGCACUGUGGGCUCAUUCUGUCUGUCUGAGCCUGCGUCUGGAUCGGAUGCAUUCGCUCUGCAAACCAAGGCCGAGAAGCUUUCCGAUGGAUAUAAGUUGAAUGGUUCGAAGAUGUGGAUUACCAACGCCAUGGAGUCUGGUGUAUUCAUCGUCUUCGCUAACCUUGACCCCAGCCAAGGGUACAAGGGUAUCACUGCCUUUAUUGUCGAGAAGGACACGCCCGGGUUCUCUAUUGCCAAGAAGGAGAAGAAGCUGGGAAUCCGCGCCAGCAGCACCUGCGUUCUCAACUUCGACGACGUGGUGAUUCCCAAGAGCAACCUCCUGGGUGAAGAAGGACAGGGCUACAAGUAUGCCAUCAGCGUUCUUAACGAGGGUCGCAUUGGUAUUGCUGCCCAGAUGACUGGUUUGGCACUGGGUGCUUGGGAAAACGCUGCUCGCUAUGUCUGGAAUGAUCGCCGUCAGUUUGGUCAGCUCAUUGGAACCUUCCAAGGCAUGCAGCAUCAGUUGGCUCAGGCCUACACCGAAAUUGCUGCAGCACGUGCUCUGGUCUAUAACGCCGCACGGAAGAAGGAAGCAGGUCAAGAUUUCGUCCAGGACGCCGCGAUGGCCAAGCUCUAUGCCUCACAGGUUGCAGGUCGCGUAUCUGGCUCUGCAGUAGAAUGGAUGGGCGGAAUGGGCUUCGUGCGCGAGGGUAUCGCAGAGAAGAUGUUCCGUGAUAGCAAGAUCGGCGCUAUCUACGAAGGAACCAGCAAUAUUCAGCUGCAGACCAUCGCGAAACUUCUGCAGAAGCAGUAUACUAACUAA
This is a messenger RNA of Aspergillus oryzae RIB40, 1314 nucleotides long. RefSeq names its product acyl-CoA dehydrogenase. Gene Ontology annotation, cellular component: mitochondrion. The record is from RefSeq and is a predicted model, not a curated record. Gene Ontology annotation, molecular function: flavin adenine dinucleotide binding; acyl-CoA dehydrogenase activity. Lineage: Eukaryota; Fungi; Ascomycota; Eurotiomycetes; Eurotiales; Aspergillaceae. The coding region runs from base 1 to 1314 and encodes 437 amino acids. The transcript has 3 exons.